AUGUCAUGGUGUGAGAAGCCCAACCGCGGCGCACUUGAUGUGACGUCACAAUUUUGUGGUGCAACACGAGAUCAGAAAAGAACACACAGUUUGGCGAUGAUGGAUCGAAAGAAAGCACAGAGAAGUAUCAGGCUAUAUACCAUGAACUCUAGGGGACCAGGUAUUGCAGGCAUGGUGCACAUACAUCAUUCAGUAAAGCCCUCUGUGCCUUGUCACCAUCUACUCGCAAAGCCCGCCUCGUCAUGUCUCGCCUCGCCAAAAAGAGACGUUGCUACGAACCGAGCAGACCACGAAUUGCACGACGGCAUCAUGCGGAAAGAUCUUAGGAAUCAAGCACCUUUUGGUGCUUCCGCUUAUGGCAUGCUGCGGACAGAGGAAUCCCUCGGAAAGGCGUCUGUCAAAUGGUGGGAGAACAUGGAAAUGACGACUGGUGGUAAUAUGUCUGCUCAGACAAAUACGACACAGUUGGGGGAUCCUAACCUGGCGGACUUGUUCUGCGGUGCCUCCGCAUGA
Messenger RNA from Ustilaginoidea virens, 513 nucleotides. RefSeq lists its product as uncharacterized. The transcript has a single exon. The coding region runs from base 1 to 513 and encodes 170 amino acids. The record is from RefSeq and is a predicted model, not a curated record. NCBI's taxonomy places the organism in Eukaryota, Fungi, Ascomycota, Sordariomycetes, Hypocreales, Clavicipitaceae.